CCACGAGUUGGAUUUCUCAUCCUCUCGGCGUCCACGAGUUGGUUCCAGUUCCGUUUUUCUUUCAUCCGAAAAUCCAAGCAACCCCUUUGCCGUAAUAAUUGUGCAACGGAAAUUCCAGUCCCUCCCUCCACUUUGUUGUCAUCUCUGACCGUCAGGGAGGGGACGCGAGGAUGCGACACCGAAACGGACCUGCCUGCUUGGACCCUUCCUUCCUUCCUUGGCUUUCUUUCUUUUUCUCUAUCUAUUCGCGCCGGCGCGUGUGGCAAGCAAGCAAAUUAAAGCGGGAAUGGCAUUGCCACGCCACGGACGGCAGCCGCUGCGUGCCCGAUUUCGCUUUGCCCUUUCUCCAUUCGGGUCUUCCCCCGGCCCGCGGAAAGGCGGCGGCAUUGCGCUGAUUGGCCUCUCGCUUCCCAAUCCCACCUCCGCUCCUUUUAUCUAUCUAGAGAAUCUAUCUAUCUAUCUAUCUAUCUAUCUAUCUAUUGUGAUUUGUGAGGGGUGGGGAGGGUUCCAUUCCAUUGCCUUGCCUGCCUGCAAACAAUGGCGGCGGCCAAUGGGGAGGAGGAGGGGACUUCGCCGCUGCUGAGCAAGGAGGAGGAGCGCCGGUACCACCCGGGCUGCCCGGGCUGCGACCACGACCGGAGGAAGGAGCUCCGCACCGGGCUGCCGUACAAGGAAUUCUCCUACGUUUGGAUGAUCUGUCUUACCACCGCUUUACCAAUAUCGUCACUGUUCCCCUUCUUGUAUUUCAUGAUAAGAGAUUUGCAUGUUGCAAAAAGAACAGAAGAUAUUGGGUUCUAUGCUGGAUUUGUAGGUGCUUCUUUUAUGUUUGGUAGAUGUUUGACUUCAACUCUUUGGGGAAUAGCAGCAGAUCGUAUUGGGAGGAAGCCUGUUGUUAUGUUUGGCAUUCUCUCUGUGGUAAUAUUUAAUACUUUGUUUGGGCUUAGCGUCACAUAUUGGAUGGCAAUAGCUGCAAGGUUUCUCCUUGGCGCUUUAAAUGGCUUACUUGGACCAAUGAAGGCUUAUGCUAUUGAAGUUUGCCGACCUGAACAUGAACCUCUAGCACUAUCACUUGUCAGCACGGCAUGGGGAAUAGGUCUCAUCAUUGGUCCUGCUCUUGGAGGCUACCUUGCACUGCCUGCAGAAAAAUACCCAAAUAUAUUUUCGCCUGACUCAUUAUUUGGAAGGUUCCCGUACUUCUUACCAUGCUUAUGCACAUCAGUCUUUGCUGCCAUUGUUCUGAUAAGCUGCAUAUGGAUGCCGGAGACGUUACACAAGCAUAAAGUCAGUGAUGAUGGAAAUCAAAGUGUUGAAGCUUUGGAGGCCCAUCUGAUUGAUCCAAAAGAGGAGGUUGGACAAAGUAAUAUUUCGAAUACCAAGAAGAGCUUAUUCAAGAAUUGGCCAUUGAUGUCAUCUAUAAUUGUUUAUUGCAUCUUCUCCUUCCACGACAUGGCUUAUACAGAGGUGUUCUCUCUAUGGGCUGAAAGUGAGAGGAAGUAUGGUGGACUGAGUUUAUCAUCUGAAGAUGUAGGUCAAACACUUGCAAUUACAGGUGCCAGUCUUCUUGUGUAUCAACUAUUUAUGUACCCAUCCAUCAUUCAAGUUCUUGGACCUAUCAAAUCUUCUCAGAUCGCAGCUGUUCUGUGCAUACCUAUUCUCUUUGCCUACCCCUAUAUGACGUACCUGUCAGGACCUGGAUUAUCGAUCGUACUGAAUAUUGCAUCAGUCAUAAAAAAUAAUCUUGGUGUUACCAUCAUCACAGGCACUUUCAUCCUUCAAAACAAUGCAGUGCCUCAGAACCAAAGAGGAGCAGCAAAUGGAUUAGCCAUGACUGGAAUGUCCUUUUUCAAGGCAGUUGCCCCUGCAGGUGCUGGCAUUGUGUUCUCGUGGGCGCAGAAACGCCAGCAUGCUUUCUUCUUUCCAGGUGAUCAGAUGGUGUUCUUUCUGCUGAACAUCAUCGAGCUCCUUGGACUUGUCCUCACAUUCAGACCCUUCCUGGCCGUGCCAGAGCAGUAUGAAAGAAACUAGCCUUUAUUAUUAUAGAAUUUUUUUGGAUUAUUAAUGAGACGAUGACGAAUCAUGCGGCCCGGCAGCCGCGAGGAGAAGGGCUCAAGGGCGCCCUUGCACCAGGAUAAGAGUUGGUUACCUGUGCUUGUGUGUAACAUAUAGUAUGUUGUAGCAGCAUCUCAGAGUGGAGGUGGUGCAUAUAUAUAUAUAUAUAUAUAUAUAUAUAUAUAUAUAUAUAUAUAUAUAUAGACACACACAUGUUGUCUGGUAUAUAGAUGGUGGUGGCCAGUCAAGUUGGUUGUUUGCCAUUAGUUAGGAAGCAGCAACAUUUGUAAAACCAGUGUACAAUGCAAGACACUGUACUGGCUGGGAAGAAAUAAUCUGGUGGAAAUUGAUGGCAUUGGCAUAGUCA
Messenger RNA from Triticum aestivum (bread wheat), 2416 nucleotides. Its product is annotated as protein ZINC INDUCED FACILITATOR-LIKE 1. The record is from RefSeq and is a predicted model, not a curated record. Bases 538 to 2025 code for a protein of 495 amino acids. Gene Ontology annotation, molecular function: transmembrane transporter activity. The transcript is spliced from 17 exons. Lineage: Eukaryota; Viridiplantae; Streptophyta; Magnoliopsida; Poales; Poaceae. Gene Ontology annotation, biological process: transmembrane transport.